AUGUCUGGCAAAAAAAAAAAAUGGGUUUUGGUGAUUGCGGGAGACUUAACGGACAGUGAAAUCCUUUCCAGAACCUAUACUUCCUCACCAGUAACCGACCAAACAACUCUAUUCAAGAUGCAUCUUAUGUACACUCUGGACGCCGAGGGAAAGCGGGUUUAUACCCUCAAGAAAGUUACCCCUGAGGGAAAGGUCACCAAGAGCGCUCAUCCUGCUCGCUUCUCGCCCGAUGACAAGUACUCUCGCCACCGUGUGACCUUGAAGAGGAGAUUUGGUCUCCUCCUGACCCAGCAGAAGGAUUUGCAAACCUCUGAGCUGUAG
This is a messenger RNA of Aspergillus pseudotamarii, 321 nucleotides long. Its product is annotated as H/ACA ribonucleoprotein complex subunit NOP10. Gene Ontology annotation, biological process: positive regulation of telomerase RNA localization to Cajal body; rRNA pseudouridine synthesis; ribosome biogenesis. The record is from RefSeq and is a predicted model, not a curated record. Lineage: Eukaryota; Fungi; Ascomycota; Eurotiomycetes; Eurotiales; Aspergillaceae. Bases 1 to 321 code for a protein of 106 amino acids. Gene Ontology annotation, molecular function: telomerase RNA binding; box H/ACA snoRNA binding. The transcript has 5 exons. Gene Ontology annotation, cellular component: box H/ACA snoRNP complex; box H/ACA telomerase RNP complex.